UCUUCUUUUUUUUUUAACCUGACUGGACAAAAUUUUUAUUAUACCAGUGAGAUUUCCAAGUUAUUUUGUACCUUGAAGAGUUUAAGGAUUCCUGGCAACGCUUYUCCUGAGGGAAGCCAUGCCUUACCACCGAGUCCUUCACCUGGUCGUGCUAGCAGUGUGCAGCAUCCUGGUCCCUGCUGUGCUGGCAGCAGAGUACCCGCAGGGCCCGGUCCCCACCCUCUGGAACGAGCCGCCCGAGCUGCCCUCCGGAGCCGGCCCCUUCGACGCUGCUGCCACCACCCCCCGGCUGUCGGACGCCACUGCCUUCCUCCCGUACACCUCCGAGCUGGAGCCCGAGGACACCACCCACCUGCACCGGCUGGAGGCCGGGGACAGCUCACUGGGGCCUGGAGCUAUCGGUGCCAUUGUCAUCGCCUCCCUCCUAGGUACGUCUGUGCUUGUGGCCUUGGUCGUCAUCACCCUGAGAAAGUUCUCAGCCUCCUGAAUUUAAUAAAAGAUUUUUCUGUUA
This is a messenger RNA of Malurus melanocephalus (red-backed fairy wren), 511 nucleotides long. RefSeq names its product secondary ossification center associated regulator of chondrocyte maturation (gene SNORC). Gene Ontology annotation, cellular component: cell periphery. Gene Ontology annotation, biological process: cartilage development. The transcript is spliced from 3 exons. The coding region runs from base 119 to 487 and encodes 122 amino acids. Lineage: Eukaryota; Metazoa; Chordata; Aves; Passeriformes; Maluridae. The record is from RefSeq and is a predicted model, not a curated record.